Molecule: messenger RNA, 823 nt
Organism: Didymella exigua CBS 183.55
Lineage: Eukaryota; Fungi; Ascomycota; Dothideomycetes; Pleosporales; Didymellaceae
Exons: 1
Coding region: 122-586 (154 amino acids)
Source: RefSeq, a predicted model, not a curated record
CAUGUUGCAGCACUUCACCGAUGACUGCUAUGUUAGCAGGCAGCCAAUGAGGGUUGAAGGAGGCAGGCAUGCAUUCAGUUGUCGAAUGCAUGUCCACACAGUACUCCCCUACUUAUAAAGGAUGCUGAUCACCCUGAAGUGGCCCAGGGAUUUGUUGCAUUUAGAUAGACAUUCAAAAGCCAAGUUCGUCAGCACUCAAUUCAAGCAUUGUUUUCCCGCACCGCACUCAAUUCAAGCAUUGUUUUCCCGCACCGCCUUCAUGCCUUCUGUGAUACCCGUUCCCUCGCACCCGGCGCCACACAAUGCCACGCUGACAACCGCAAUCUCACGAGCCACCCACCAACACCCAGCGCCUCCCACCCAGCUGCGAAACAGCCUCACGCGGUUUACGCCCCAUCCGAAACCUCACUCCUGGUCUUCCAGGCUCCAAUCCCAUCCCCAGCGCCAACACCAUCACACAGACAAUCAAACAGCACUGCGUCUAGGUGUGUGGCUGGCGCGGUGUUUCUCGCAGCCGGCCGUCAGGAACAGAGUGGUCCCGCGAUACGCGUUUCGAGUGCGGCGGUGCCUGGGACGCGAGGGCUAAGCUUUGGCAUGGUGCUUGUCAAGAGCCCUGGAGAAUGCCCCUGCGCAGGCCCUGCACAGGGGGCGCUGCGGUCGCGAACGGGACCGGUGCUGUGAGCUGCGAGAUUGAGCUGGACUGCCUGGGGGCUUUACCUCGUACUCCUAUGGCGGCUUUACUCCCAAGCGUCUCGCACCCACUAGCAGCAACGGAGGCGACCAGGGCGGCGGCGACUCACAACCACCGACUGCGGCUGUCGAC